Messenger RNA from Nerophis ophidion (straightnose pipefish), 1622 nucleotides. It is a transcript of the gene uba5, whose product is annotated as ubiquitin-like modifier activating enzyme 5. Gene Ontology annotation, cellular component: cytoplasm; cytosol. Gene Ontology annotation, biological process: protein ufmylation. The record is from RefSeq and is a predicted model, not a curated record. The transcript has 12 exons. Lineage: Eukaryota; Metazoa; Chordata; Actinopteri; Syngnathiformes; Syngnathidae. Gene Ontology annotation, molecular function: UFM1 activating enzyme activity. The coding region runs from base 169 to 1389 and encodes 406 amino acids.
CCGGACAUUGUUGACUGUAACGCACAUCCUGCCAGCUGAUCGGAGUUGUGAAGACGUGUACUUUUCUGUGUCCAGUCUCAACUUGGCGUCCUUCGCCAUUCGCGUUACUUUUUCUUUCUUUUUUUCUACCGUCGAUUACGCCUUUUGUGUGUUUAUUUUUUUUUUGUGAUGGCGACGGUGGAGGAACUGAAGCUCCGUGUGAGGGAGUUGGAGAAUGAACUGAUCAAGUGCAAGCAGCAGCAGAGCGCCAUGGGAGAUGCUCGCAGGGCGCAGCAGACGCAGAGACCCAAAAUUGAGCAAAUGAGCGCGGACGUGGUGGAUUCCAACCCUUACAGCCGCCUGAUGGCUCUGAAGAGGAUGGGCAUUGUGGAGAAUUAUGAGAACAUCAGGACUUUCACGGUGGCCGUGGUGGGUGUUGGUGGAGUGGGCAGCGUGACAGCGGAAAUGCUGACUAGAUGUGGCAUUGGUAAGCUGCUGCUGUUCGACUACGACAAAGUGGAACUGGCCAACAUGAACAGACUGUUUUUCCAGCCUCACCAAGCCGGCCUCAGCAAGGUCGAAGCAGCCGAACACACGCUCAGGAACAUCAAUCCAGAUGUGUCGUUUGAGACCCACAACUACAACAUCACCACACUGGACAACUUCACUCACUUUAUGGAACGUCUCAGUCAUGGAGGCAUAGCGGAGGGAAAGCCCGUGGAUUUAGUCCUGAGCUGCGUGGACAACUUCGAGGCCCGCAUGGCCAUCAAUGCAGCUUGCAAUGAGCUUGGACAGGUCUGGAUGGAGUCUGGAGUCAGCGAGAAUGCCGUUUCAGGACACAUUCAGCUCAUCAUUCCCGGAGAGACUGCCUGCUUCGCGUGUGCUCCUCCUCUGGUGGUGGCCACCAACAUUGACGAGAAGACCCUCAAGAGGGAAGGCGUAUGCGCUGCCAGUUUACCCACGACAAUGGGCGUGGUGGCAGGAGUCCUGGUCCAAAAUGUCCUCAAGUAUUUGCUAAAGUUCGGCAGCGUGAGUUAUUACCUGGGCUACAACGCCAUGCAGGACUUCUUCCCCACCAUGGCCAUGAAAGCCAACACCCAGUGCAACGACCGCCACUGCAGGAGACAGCAGGAUGAGUACAAGAAGCGAGAAGCGGAGCGGCCGAAGGUGGAGGUCGUCCAGGAGGAGGAGGUGGCGGUGGUGCAUGAAGACAAUGAAUGGGGUAUUGAACUGGUGUCUGAGGAGGCCAACGAAGACACGCAGGCAGCAGCGGCGGCCGCUUUAGCAGACCUCCCUGAAGGCAUCGCUGCGGCGUACACCAUUCCAGUUGUGAAUACAGAUGCUGGCGAGACUGUAGAAGAGACUGAGCAAAGCCUGGAUGACUUGAUGGCUCAGAUGAGAAAGUUAUAGACUGCAUGGCCUCCAAAAUAAAACAACUCGUGUCUUUGUCAUUGCAUUCUUUAAUGACAUCCCACAACUGGCCGAUGGGGAAAAAAGAACGCUUCUGAUGCAUGGAAAUUGUUGGACAAAAACAGGAAUUCGAUUUUUUGGGGACACUCAAAAGUGGAAAAUAUCACUGUUGAAAUGCUGCAAUGCUUAUGAAUUAAUCUUGUCUUAAUAAACAUACUGUAUUUAUUAGCAGA